Penicillium daleae is the source of this 1380-nucleotide messenger RNA. RefSeq lists its product as uncharacterized. The transcript is spliced from 2 exons. The record is from RefSeq and is a predicted model, not a curated record. Lineage: Eukaryota; Fungi; Ascomycota; Eurotiomycetes; Eurotiales; Aspergillaceae. The coding region runs from base 1 to 1380 and encodes 459 amino acids.
AUGACUUCCAUUUCCCUCGUUAGCCAUGAUGAUUAUGGCGUUCAACAAAGCACUGCACUUGACCAAUGGGGCGAUACAUCACAAUAUGCACCAACACCCGGCUUUGCACCAACACCUGGCUAUGCAACAACACCUGGCUAUGCAACAACACCUGGCAACCUCCGUUGGUCACCCGCCUCCCCGUCCGACAUAGGCAGCAUCAACGUCAAUCCCAUCUCCCCUGUCGAUUAUGCCUCUCCACAACAACUUGCUUCGCAAAAGAAUAGUCUUCCGUUGCUCCAGUUUGGCGAUUGGGAGGAAGGUCGAACAUAUGACGAGAAUCCACCGGUUUGUAUCCACUACUUGAUCGAGUGGAAAGUCACCCUAAAUAACAGGACGGUGGCGAAAGAUACGGAACAAGAUCUGGUUCUAGCCCCUCGAUUUCACUGGAGGCUCUUCUUGCAACCAAAGCUAAACGAGCUACUUGUACGAAAGUAUCCACAUCGAAAGCUUGAAUCGGAUGACACCUCUGUUGUCGUAUCCGCCACCCGGCAGAAAGGCCUCACUCUGAGGUUUGAUGGAACGGACAUUGAUUGGACCCCUGUAGAAAAACUGCUUUUAGAUUGGGGAGACCUUUUCCUUGCUGGCAAGAGACUGAGAUUGGUUGUCUCAUUCAAUUACAUGGAGAACAAUUCGAGCUCAAACAUAAGUGGCAGGACGACUGAUAAACGAGGCACUUCGUCUGCUACCCAGCGGAUGCUUCAAGAGCGAGACCGACAGAUCUAUGCUGAGGAAGCAGCUUCCGGAGAGCCGCCUGCCUGGAAAGAGGUAUAUGCUUUGAUGCGUUGUCCUGGGUCCUGUGAACUAGGCCCGCACUGCUGGCAGGAUCCCUAUGGGAAGAAACACUAUAAGCUCUACCGGGACCAGCUGGAGAGCUUGGUCAAAUACGUACAGAGCGGUGGUGUUUUACAAUCGCAUAAAGAUGUGCCUGUUAUGAUUCGCGAGCAAAUCUAUAGAGCAGAGAGACAACGGCUCGACAGACCGCGGGCCAAUAAUCGAUCUACUGCCGAGACAAGCUAUCCUCCUAUUACUAUCACAAAUGUGCUUCCCACACAAGCCCCACAAGCACCGGGGUGGUCAACAUCUGCACCUCCAGAGGAGACUACUGCUUCUUCAGUCGACUUUCCUGCCAUUCAUAUCUCAGGCCUUCUCGAUGUUGCUGUGAGAGAAUACAGCAGCUGGCAACAGUCACGUUUGGGUGAUGAGACAUUGAAGGCUGAGGUCAGAAAGGCGUGCGAUAUAGCCCUAGAUGAUGGACUGGACUUGGCGCAAAUUGAUGAAGACAAAGAUCCCAAUUACUUCAAGACGCGUGGGGUUAAGUGGGGCGAAGCGGAUAUAUAG